ACCGGUGUAUCAAUUGUUCAUAUUUGAUACCGAGAAACCAACACUUUCAUACAUUGGAAAGUGCAUCUACUCCAAUGAUCAAUAUAUUACAGACAUGGAUUACUCCUACUCAGCUAUCUCCAGCAAGCAUUAUUUGUACAGAAUGUUUUGAACUACUUCAAACUGGAGUGAAUACAAUGAGCGAUGGAAAUCCAAUACCUUUGCCUGCUUUUGGACAUAGAAGAGUCUGCUUUCCCUGUGGAAAUUCUAUUCUACGAGUUUCAAGAACAUACCAUGUGCAACAUGGUCGUCAAGAAAGGAACUUUUUAAUGCGAUUGGUUCCACUUCACCUGGUAUCAAGACUAGAACGUGUAUGUGCUGCCUGUUGGAGGUCAGCUACGAGACAAGUACGGAGACAACAACAGCAUGACUUAAAUCGCCCCACUCUGGCUGGUGCUGGAUCAAGUGUGGAUUUGCGUAUUCCUGAGCCACCUCCUCUUCCACCAUCAAGACCACAAAUAGUGCCACAGGCAACACCAAAAAUUACCUCAGCUUUGUAUAAACGAGCUGCAAAUUCACCAGGACACUGUGUGUUUGUUAAUUGUUUUGAGCCUGAACGUUUACUAAUACCAUCUGCUAUAAAAGACCUAUUAUUAUAUCACCAUAAUUCUAUGUACCAUCUGGAGCACGUGUAUGUAGUCACCACUUAAAUCAUGGUGCAUGGAAUGAGUUAACUUCCCAAUUGAGAGAUUUCACUGGCACACAAUUUGACAGUAUUAUGUCUAUGAUGCAGCGAGCUGCCAAUUACCAAUUUGAUUUUUCUAAUGUUAGGAUGAUGGCUCCACAUUUAUGUCAUUACUGGCUUGGCAUGAGCCCAGAUCAAUUUUAUGAGUUGCUAAACUGCAUUCCAAAUCUAAGUCAACAAGUACCAAAUGCUGCUAUAGCCUUAUCCGUUUAUUUGGUAAAGUUAAGAACCGGUGAUAGCAAUGAAAGGUUGGUAACUCUUUUUAAUAAGCCUCGAUCUACACUAGAACGGUGGAUGACAAAGACCAGAAAUUCCUUAAUAAAUGAUUUUGUUCCCUUUCAACUAGGAUUUAAUCAUAUGUCAAUUCAAGAUGUUGCUUCACGCAAUAAGAUUAUACCAGAAGGACUGUUUAGUAACCCUGAUUUGCCAGCUGAUGUUAAGCCUGCUAUUGUCAUCUGUGAUGCUACUUAUGUAUUUGUUCAAAGUAGUUCAAACUAUUUAUUUCAAAAACAGACCUAUAGCCUACAAAAGCUUGAUAACUUGGUCAAACCAUUUUUGAUUGUUUGCUGUGAUGGGCACAUUCUGGAAUGUCUUGGCCCAUACAAAGCCACUACUAAUGAUGCUACAAUUACAAGUAUUAACUUGAAUGAUGAAGAAUCAUGUAUCCGGUCAUUUUUCAGGAGAGGUGACAUUUUUCUUCUCGACAGAGGUUUCAGAGAUGUAAUUAAUGAACUCCAAGGGCAUGGGUUUGUUACACAUAUGCCAGAGUCUCUCCUGGAAAAUGAACAUCAACUAACAACACAGCAGGCAAAUCGGUCUCGUUUUGUAACAAUGUGUCGUUGGGUUGUAGAAGUAGUAAACGGAAGGAUAAAAAGAGAUUUUAGGUUGUUUCGUCACGUAUUUAAUAACAGAGCUGCUAUGCACCUCAAGGACGAUUUUAAAAUUGGUUGUGCAUUAUUAAACAAGUUCCACGUUGCCAUAGAUGAUCCACCGGAAGCUUUGGAAUAUGUGGCAAUAGCCAAAAAUAGACUUUUUCUUGAAAACCACUUGGCAAGUUAUGUAGAAAACGAAAAUCUCAACAGAAGACGAGCUAUCUUCCAAACUAUUGAUGGCAAUCAUCCUCAUUUAGUGAGAUUUCCAAAACUUUUAAUUACAGACCUGAAGAGAUUCGCUCUAGGUACCUACCAACUAAAGCAAGCAAGAUCCUAUUACGGAGAACAUGUUCGGCAUUCUGGAAUAUAUUCUGUUGAAAUAAACAAUGAAAUCGAUGACGAUAUUCCUCUGAUUUUAGGACUAAAUAACUAUUUGUUGAGAGGAAGAAUCAAAUCAAGGCAUGUUAGCAGUCGUACAUACUAUACUUAUUUGUUAAUAAGUAAAGAUAUUGCUGUAGCAAACAGCUUAGAAGCCAUAACUGGUUAUUGCUGUAGUUGUCUUGUUGGCAAACGAACAGUUGGUUGUUGUGCUCACAUCAUGACAGUGGUGUGGUUUUUGAGUUGGGCUCGUUAUAAUGACAUUGCUGCCCCGGCACCUUAUUUAGAUGAUUUUUUCAAUGAAUAUGAUGAAUGAAACCAAUAAGGUAAAUCCAUAUUCAGUAGUUAUACUAAAUUGAUUCUCUACAUAAUAUUUUGUAAUAAUUUAUGAAGAGAGCAAAAUGAAAAAGCCAUAUUUUUCGGCGUUUGUUUGGAAAGUGAAGUCUUUAUUAUUUUUUCUUAUUUUGCUUUUAAAUUGUCCUUGACAUAAAU
Messenger RNA from Ostrinia furnacalis (Asian corn borer), 2466 nucleotides. RefSeq lists its product as uncharacterized. The record is from RefSeq and is a predicted model, not a curated record. Lineage: Eukaryota; Metazoa; Arthropoda; Insecta; Lepidoptera; Crambidae. The transcript is spliced from 3 exons. The coding region runs from base 758 to 2290 and encodes 510 amino acids.